AUGGCUGCCAUCGGUCAGGUAACUAUCUCCAAAGAUAAAGGCACAAGACGUCUUAAAUUGACAGGCAGCAACAAAAUGAAUGGAAAGUGCCCUGCAGAGAUGAAAGUAACUGUACACGAAGGUGGAACAUACCAAGUACAUUUUGUGUCUACCCACAUUGGUCACAAACAAGAUUUAACGCACCUGAGUCAAAAAGACCGGGAAACCAUAGCAACAGAUAUUGCAAUGGGACUUCCGUAUGACAAAGUUCUAGAUAACGUACGGACAAGUUUGCAGGAUUCGGACUUGCAGAGAAUCCGUCUGACUACCAAGCAAGACUUAUAUAACAUUGCAGCAAGCUAUAACAUCUCCAAGUCGGUCAGACAUAAAAAUGAUGCAAUCAGUGUCGAAGCUUGGGUAAAAGAAAUGAACGAAAGUGAGAAUCCGUCUGUGUUAUUCUAUAAACCACAAGACUCGACUAGUGAACAUCGAGAACUGAGGAGUGAGGAUUUUGUAUUAGUGAUAAUGAACAGAGCACAACGCGAAAUGUUAUCAAAAUAUGGAGAAGACUGUAUCUGUAUUGAUGGAACCCAUGGGCUUAACGGGUAUGAUUUCGAAAUGACCACUCUCUUAGUACUGGAUGAUCUCAGGCAAGCAUUCCCAUGUGCAUUUCUAAUUUCGAACAGGAAGGACACCGAUGUUUUAAGUAUAUUUUUGCAGUACGUAAAAUCACAGGUUGGACCAAUUUGCCCCAAUGUAUUCAUGUCUGAUUUGGCAGAGUCACACAGUAUUGCAUGGAACAGGACAAUGGGUGCUCCUAAGAUGAUACACUAUUGUACCUGGCAUGUGGACAGAGCAUGGAAAACUAAUGUCAAGCGGAAAAUUUCAGAUCUGGAUAAAAGAAAUGAGGUGUAUUGGCUCAUUAAAUCAGUGUCAAUGCUGAGAAAUGUAAGUAUGUUUCAGGAAUCACUGCAAAAAGCACUGCAGAAGCUCAGUGGUGACCCUGACACAUCAGAAUUUGCUUCAUACUUCAAGACACACUAUGAGGGAAAUGUGGAGUGUUGGGCCUACUGUCACAGAAUGUAUGCCGGUCUCAAUACCAACAUGCAUGUGGAGAGUAUGCAUAGGACGUUAAAGGAAAUACAUGGUAAUGCAAGACAGGUAAAACGACUGGACAAAGGCAUAUCUACACUAAUGUCCCUAGUUACAGCCAAGAUGUUUGACUGGCUUAUAGCAAAUGUAAAAGGGAAGGUUACAAGCAAAGUUUAA
Molecule: messenger RNA, 1248 nt
Organism: Schistocerca piceifrons (Central American locust)
Lineage: Eukaryota; Metazoa; Arthropoda; Insecta; Orthoptera; Acrididae
Exons: 1
Coding region: 1-1248 (415 amino acids)
Source: RefSeq, a predicted model, not a curated record